Messenger RNA from Lemur catta (Ring-tailed lemur), 3411 nucleotides. RefSeq names its product leucine rich repeats and transmembrane domains 2 (gene LRTM2). The transcript is spliced from 6 exons. Lineage: Eukaryota; Metazoa; Chordata; Mammalia; Primates; Lemuridae. Gene Ontology annotation, cellular component: plasma membrane. Gene Ontology annotation, molecular function: protein binding. Bases 499 to 1611 code for a protein of 370 amino acids. The record is from RefSeq and is a predicted model, not a curated record.
ACACGCGCGCUCUCCUCCCUCUCCCCGUUCUUCCCCCUCUCCUCUGUCGCCCUCUGUCCCUCCCGCUUCCCUGCUCAGUUUGUGGCUGACCCAGCACCCAGACCCCUCGUCCCUGGCCACCGCGGGCGCCCCACCUCCCGAGCAGUGAGCUGCGUGCCGGCCCUGCGCCUGGACAGAGGGGACUCUGGCACCGGCCCCCUGCGCUCCGCCUGCCGGGCGCCUGCGUUUCUCCUGGGAUUCCAGGAGGCUCUCGCUGGAGGGCCAAGAGCCUCCUGACUGAAGGCGCUUGCAGUCAGAGUGAGGAAGCAGCUGCCGCGGCGCGGACCCCUGAACCGAGGAGUCUCAUAGCUGGUGGGAGACAGAGUGCCGCGAUUCACCUCCGCAGUUCACACCCAGCCUCCGGCAGAAGCCGCCAAGGGCGUGGGGCCAUGGACUGACAGGCAGCGCACCCAGGGCUCCUCGCUCCCCAGAGCGCCACCGAGAGCCGAGGGCUUCACUAUGCUGGCGCCAGGCAGCGGCCCCGAGCAGAGGACCAGGCCUGCCCUGCAGUGGCGGCAGGUCUCCUGGAUCACCUGCUGGAUCGCCCUGUGUGCCGUGGAGGCGCUCCCCGCCUGCCCUUUCUCCUGCAGGUGUGACAGCCGCAGCCUGGAGGUGGAUUGCAGUGGCCUGGGCCUCACCUCGGUGCCCCCGGACGUGCCCGCUGCCACCCGGACCCUCUUGCUCUUGAACAAUAAGCUGAGUGCCCUGCCAAGCUGGGCUUUCGCCAACUUGUCCAGCCUGCAGAGGUUGGACCUGUCCAACAACUUCCUGGACCAGCUGCCCCGCUCCAUUUUCGGAGACCUGACGAAUCUGACUGAGCUGCAGCUGCGCAAUAACAGCAUCAGGACCCUGGACAGGGACCUGCUGCGGCACUCGCCACUGCUCCGCCACCUGGACCUGUCCAUCAAUGGCCUGGCCCAGCUGCCCCCCGGCCUCUUCGAUGGGCUCCCGGCUCUGCGCUCCCUCUCGCUCCGCUCCAACCGCCUACAGAACCUGGACCGGCUGACAUUCGAGCCCCUGGUGAGCCUGCAGCUGCUGCAGGUUGGGGACAACCCCUGGGAGUGUGACUGUAACCUGCGUGAGUUCAAACACUGGAUGGAGUGGUUCUCCUACCGAGGGGGCCGCCUGGACCAGCUUGCCUGCACCCUCCCCAAGGAGCUGAGGGGGAAGGACAUGCGCAUGGUCCCCAUGGAGAUGUUCAACUACUGCUCCCAGCUGGAGGACGAGAAUAGCUCGGCUGGGCUGGAUGUUCCUGGGCCGCCCUGCACCAAGGCCAGCCCCGAGCCUGCCAAGCCCAAGCUCGGGGCUGAGCCGGAGCCGGAGCCCAGCACGGCCUGCCCCCAGAAGCAGAGGUACCGGCCCGUGAGCGUGAGGCGCGCCAUCGGCACGGUGAUCAUCGCGGGAGUGGUCUGCGGCGUGGUGUGCAUCAUGAUGGUGGUGGCCGCUGCCUACGGCUGCAUCUACGCCUCCCUCAUGGCCAAGUACCACCGGGAGCUCAAGAAGCGCCAGCCCCUGAUGGGGGACCCCGAGGGGGAGCACGAGGACCAGAAGCAGAUCUCUUCUGUGGCCUGAGCACCCACCUGCUGGCCCAGGCCCACCCUCCUCCCGCCUGGGCAGAGGAGCCGCAGCGUGGACCUUGAACCUCCAAGCCUCCCUGGAAGCUGCGUCGUGCUGAAGGCCCUGCUGAUGCUCCCCUCUGGGGCACCUGGGGAGCUCCCCAAGCCUCUGGCCCCAGAAGGAAAGGCGGUUGUGCGACAGGAGGGUCUGGAUCGAGCACCCCUCGUCCUCGCCAUGGGGCAGUCACAGCGGGUGGCUCACCCUGUCCCCCACUCAUCCCCCCUCAUCCACACUUAGUGGGUGGGGAGGGAGCCACUCGGCGGCCGGGGUAGAUUUCUGUGACUCUCUGCUAAGCCGGAAAGAUAUUCUUAAGCCCUUGCAGUGUGGAAGCUGGGGGUCCAACAUGCAGACACACCAACCCUGUCCCUGGACCCAGCACUCAGAAGCACAGUGCACGGUUCUGGCACACUCCCUGGGCCGCUGCCAUGUCCCGACCUGCUCUAGACCCGCUGACCUGCCCUCCUGGACACACUGCUUCACUCACACACACCCCGCAUCACCAGCACAGCUGUACGGCGAACAGUUGGCACACCCCUCCCAGAGACCGGGGCCUUGAGGACCUGGGCCGUAGGGACAGGCUCUUCCCCUCGGUUCUCUGGCCCCGAGGCCUCAGACCCGCGCCGGCUUCCUGCAGUCUUCUCAAGUCAACACCAAUAACACAAGGAUUCUCUGAGAUCCUCUAAAGUGGGCCAACGCGGUGCUGCCGGAUGAGAUUUCCCGUCACCAUGGUAACCCACUCACACCUCUGCUGCCGGGUUUUCCGGGGACACGGGCCCAGGGGCUGGGAAACAGCUGUGUGUGUGGAUGCAGCCUCCUGAGAGCCCCGCCACACGCCCCAGUGUCACCUCUGUCCUGCCCACGCACGCCGUCGCCGCCAGGCCCCGUGGGGACGCCACUGUCUGCACGCCUGUGCCCUGCAGCCUGGCACCAUUACUCUCCACCCCUCCCCCCUCCAUCCUCGGCGUCUUCCGGCCUGUGUCCUUGGGUUGGGGCUGGACAGUGCCCUGUGGUGGGUGGGACCCCGUGGGAAAGCGGACGGCAGGCAGAGAGCACGGUGGCUCUGUCUGAGGUUCGCUGCCAGCCAACAUGUCUCAGACUCCAGGAGCAGGGAGCGGACGGCCACAUGCUGUGCAGAGGCUUAACCCAUGGGGGCUCCUUUCCCAGGGUUUGUCUGCCCAGUCUGCUCCCAGGCAGCGGGCCAGGGGUCCUGUCUGGGACAGGGACACCUGCCUCCAGGGAUGUGCAGGUUUCUCAGGGUCGCUAGUCUCCUGUUCUGGCUCUGCCCCUCUGGGAGAGCCCGGUGUUGGGUGGGCACUGAGGUCUCCUCAUGCUCAGAGAGGGUCGGGAAACCCUGGGCUCAUUUCUGGCUACCAGCGGGGGUCUUGGGUGGCUCGGGAGGAGGCCAGCCAGGUUGCUGAAGCCAAGGGCUGCGGAGGGGCUUAGGGAGCCCGGUUCCCCUUGCCCCUCCCUCCCUACCUGCAAGACAGGGGUGGGUGGGCCGGGCCGGGGGCCUCUGAGACAGAGGCCGGCACUGGCUGCUUAUCGGGCCCACAGGCCUCCCCCAGGCUGGGGCCACAGUCUUCCUUCUUUCGGCUUGUGGGCGGACACCAGAUCUGGGGUUUUCUAAAGGGACUGGGGGGGACGGGAGGGCAUCAUCAAUGGUGGUAUCUUUAGCCUGAGACAGAAGAUUUUUAAAGGCAAAAUUAUAUUUCUGGUUUGUUGUUUCAGAAGACCAAUAAAGACUGUAUUUUCCUA